This is a messenger RNA of Wallemia ichthyophaga EXF-994, 1587 nucleotides long. RefSeq lists its product as uncharacterized. Lineage: Eukaryota; Fungi; Basidiomycota; Wallemiomycetes; Wallemiales; Wallemiaceae. The transcript has 11 exons. Gene Ontology annotation, molecular function: N,N-dimethylaniline monooxygenase activity; NADP binding; flavin adenine dinucleotide binding. The coding region runs from base 1 to 1587 and encodes 528 amino acids. The record is from RefSeq and is a predicted model, not a curated record.
AUGACGGACACAGCAGUAAUAAUAAUCGGUGCCGGUAUCUCGGGAGUUGCUAUGGGCCACAAGCUCAAGCAUGAACUGCGGACGGAUGAAUUUGAGAUAUACGAGCGCGAGGAGCAAGUUGGUGGCACGUGGUACAUUAACAACUACCCAGGAUGUGCAAACGAUAUACCCAUUCAGCUCUACUCGUUCUCAUUCGCUCAGCGUAACUGGGGCAGCACUCUGUGGGCAACCCAGCCAGUCAUAGAGAGGUAUAUCCAGGACGUGGUGAAGGAGCACAGACUGAGUGAUCAUAUAUACCUCUCACAUUCUAUCCUCGAUGCCGAUUACGAUGUGGCGCGAGAGAUUUGGACGGUGUCUGUGAAGAAUAAUGGCACUGGAGAAGUGUUCAAGCGUACUUGCAAUAUCCUUAUCACUGCACACGGUGGUUUAGACACUCCACGCCCUAUUGACACACCAGGUGUCGAUACCUUCAACGGCAAAGUGUUGCGUUCACAGCGCUAUGACGAAAACGUUGAUAUUACGGACAAGAAUGUCGUCGUCGUUGGCAAUGCUUGUACAGCAACGCAGAUCAUAGCUGAGAUAGCACCCAAAGUUAAAUCUCUCACGCAGUUUGCGCGUGGCAAGCAAUGGUAUAUACCCAAACCACCCAAUCUCGCCAAUUAUCCACGUAUACAGUGGAUGACGGAGAAUAUACCGAGUAUACACACUUUUAUCAGAAACUUUAUAUUUUUUGCGACAGAGUAUUACUUCGCAGCUAUGUACGCGGAGAAAGGCAAAGGAGUGCGCAAGGCGCGUAUGGAAGAGUCCGCGAAUCACAUGAAAAACCUAGCGCCUGCCAAAUACCACGAUGCACUCAUUCCUGAUUUUGAGAUAUUUGCGAAGCGGAGAGUGUAUGAUGACGAAUAUCUCAAGUCACUCAAUUCCGAAAAAAUAGACUUAGUGGCUGAGCGACCAGCACGGAUAACUUCGACAAGCGUAGUGAAGCAAGAUGGAACAGAAGUGGCAGCGGAUGUGAUAAUAUUCGCCAUCGGAUUCGACACCACUACGAAUAAAUUCACAGAGCAUUUCCACAGCAACGGCCUCAGUAUACGCGAAUAUUGGAGGAGAUCUAAUAUGGGCGCGUAUUUAGGCACGGCUCUAGCACCAUUUCCCAACUUGUUCCUCCUCGGCACAGCCAGUCCGAACACGGCGAGUGGGCACAACUCGGUGCUAUUCACAGCGGAAUGCACUGCCAACUAUAUUAUUCGCUUGGCAGGGCCAAUAAUACGCGCGAAGAAGGGUAGCGUGCGCGUGACGGAGGGUGCUGAGCGGGAGUACCAGCAGUGGAUCAGAGAGAAGCACCAAGAGAUGAUAUGGGAGAAUGGGGGAGCGCACUCCUUCUACCAGGACGAAAAUUCAGGAAAGAACGUUGCACUUUAUCCCCGCUCACACACGCAUUACUGGUGGAAGACGCUCAUACCGAACGAUGACCAUUUCACGUUUAGUGGCGUGUCUAAACCGUGGCUUAUGCGCCUCACUUCCAGACAAGCGUUGACAGCGUAUGGCGCCGUAGUUGCUGCUAGCGUUGCGACGUGGUGUAUCAUGUGA